Molecule: messenger RNA, 399 nt
Organism: Closterium sp. NIES-65
Lineage: Eukaryota; Viridiplantae; Streptophyta; Zygnematophyceae; Desmidiales; Closteriaceae
Source: the annotation of a GenBank genome assembly
AUGAAUAAAAGCGGACAGGCAGGGGACAACGGAGGUUUCCACACAAUGUACACCACACGCAAGCUGUCGCCCAAGCUGUCGCCCAAGCUGUCGCCCAAGAUGUCGCCCAAGCUGUCGCCCAAGCUGUCGCCCAAGCUGUCGCCCAAGCUGUCGCCCAAGCUGUCGCCCAGGCUGUCGCCCAAGCUGUCGCCCAAGCUGUCGCCCAAGCUGUCGCCCAAGCUGUCGCCCAAGCUGUCGCCCAAGCUGUCGCCCAAUCUGUCGCCCAAGCUGUCGCCCAAGCUGUCGCCCAAGCUGUCGCUCAAGCUGUCGCUCAAGCUCCCCCGCGCGCUCCCCCUCACAGCCGCGGCCAGCCGCCUUCAGCUUCACGCUUUCCGCUUCUCGCUGUUGCUGCUCCAGUAG